Molecule: messenger RNA, 1470 nt
Organism: Myotis myotis
Lineage: Eukaryota; Metazoa; Chordata; Mammalia; Chiroptera; Vespertilionidae
Gene: FAM89A
Product: family with sequence similarity 89 member A
Exons: 2
Coding region: 53-607 (184 amino acids)
Source: RefSeq, a predicted model, not a curated record
GGAUCCUGGACUCGGGCCGCGGCGCGCUGGCGGGCGCGUGGCCUGGCGCGCGAUGAGCGGGGCCGGCGGGGCGCGGGAGGCGGCGGGCGCGGCGCGGGGGCUGCGCGUGGACGGGCUGCCCCCGCUGCCCAAGAGCCUGAGCGGGCUGCUGCACUCGGCGGCGGGCGGCGCGGCGGGCGGCUGGCGGCACCUGGAGCGGCUGUACGCGCAGAAGUCGCGCAUCCAGGACGAGCUGAGCCGCGGCGGCGCGGGCGGCGGCGGGGCCCGGAGCGCGGCGCUGCCCCCCAAGCCGCCCAACCUGGACGCCGCGCUCGCCCUGCUGCGCAAGGAGAUGGUCGGCCUCCGACAGCUGGACAUGUCCUUGCUCUGCCAGCUGUACAGCCUCUACGAGUCCAUCCAGGAAUACAAGGGGGCGUGCCAGGCGGCCUCCAGCCCCGACGGCACCUACGCCCUGGAGAACGGCUUCUUCGAGGAGGAGGAGGAGUUCUUCCAGGAUCCUAGCUCGCUCCUUGACGGGAGGCAGCGGGGCCCGCCCAGGGACCCGAGGGACCCGGCCCUGCCCUCAGGGGCCCUCUCCGGCAGCGACUGGAUUCUGGAGUCCAUCUAAGACGGUCUCUGGAGGGACCCGCCCAUCCUGGGCCCAGGGCCAGCAUUUUGCUUCUCUGGCAAGGAGGCACCUCUGCUCCUGCCUGCGUUGCGGGUGGUCCCCAGGCACCUGGGACCAGUGGCCAGUUCCAUAGGCAGGGACACCUGGUGGCCGUCGGUGUUGAUGGUGGGGUUUCUGCUCAGGUGGUUAGGAGGUGCCUGGCGGCAUCCUUGACACCCGGGGAUGGGCCAUUCCUGCCAGGACUCGGGGUGAGCAUGUGACGGAGGGUCCCAGCGAAGACGCUCACGGUGUUUCCUGCGAGAGGACUCCGAGCCGGGGAGGCCUGACAGCUGGGGAAUGGUCCGCGCCCUCCAUCCGGGGUUUGUGGGAUUCGCCGGCGAGCGAUGUAUCGGAACUGACACUUCACGGCGCCCUUCCUUCCUUCCCGGCCUCUUUGGCAGCCUUUUCUGCUGUUUUGGGAGCUUCUGAGCCUCUUGGCGGAGCUUUAUUUCUCUGUCGGCUGUGUCACUGACCGUCCGGGUGACUCAGUGACAGCUCAUUACUGACAAAGCAAGCAUUGCAGGUCACACCGGCCACUGCAUUCUCUUGUGGAAAUUCGUCUCACUCUGUGCCCGUCAGCUAGAGGAGGAAAGAGGAGGACGGGAGGGUCUGCCGAUGGGGAACUGGGCUCCUGUCUUGUGUCAUGUGCUGUCGGGGGGCAGAUGUUUCUGUUUGGAAAGAUCCUGGAUGUUCACUGGGAUCUGAGAAAGCGGACCCCCCCUUCACUCAGAACAGAGAUCACCUCGAGCCUUAAUCUAUUUAUUCAAAGCCUUUAUGAACACGUUACACUUUGUAGAUUAAAAUGAUAAAAUACGUUGAACUCU